Molecule: messenger RNA, 912 nt
Organism: Gracilinanus agilis (Agile Gracile Mouse Opossum)
Lineage: Eukaryota; Metazoa; Chordata; Mammalia; Didelphimorphia; Didelphidae
Product: olfactory receptor 4B1-like
Exons: 1
Coding region: 1-912 (303 amino acids)
Biological process (GO): G protein-coupled receptor signaling pathway
Cellular component (GO): membrane
Molecular function (GO): olfactory receptor activity; G protein-coupled receptor activity
Source: RefSeq, a predicted model, not a curated record
AUGGCCAUAAUAAACAACGUGACCCAGUUAAUCUUUACAGGACUCUUUCAGGAUCAAGAAGUACAGAGAGGAUGCUUUGUAGUUUUUCUGCCGAUGUACAUAGCCACAAUGUUGGGCAAUGGCCUCAUCAUCUUGACUGUCAACAUGAGCAAGACUCUGAACUCCCCCAUGUACUUCUUCCUCAGCCAUCUGUCCCUAAUAGAGAUCUGUUACUCUUCUACAGUCGUUCCUAAAUUAAUUUCUGGCUUAUUAGCUGAGAACAAUACCAUCUCUUUGGAUGGCUGCAUCACCCAGAUCUUCUUUUUCCACUUCUUUGGAGUUGCUGAGAUCCUCCUGCUCACGGUGAUGGCCUAUGAUCGAUAUGUGGCCAUCUGUAAACCUCUCCAUUACAUGACUAUCAUGAGCCGUCCUGUGUGUCGUGUGCUGGUGUUUAGUUGCUGGAUGGCUGGCAUUUUUCAUUCUGUGAUUCAGAUUCUCAUUACGGUUCGGUUGCCCUUCUGUGGUCCCAAUGUGAUUGAUCACUAUUUCUGUGACCUCAAUCCAUUGUUCAAGCUUGCUUGCACUGAUACUUUUGUGGAAGGGGUUAUCGUGUUUGCCAAUAGUGGUCUAAUCACUUUAUUCUUCUUCCUCCUCUUGAUUUUUUCUUAUGUUGUUAUCUUGGUUCACUUGAGAAACCAGUCAGCAGAGGGGAGACGUAAGGCCCUCUCAACUUGUGGCUCUCACAUUACUGUUGUUCUCUUAUUCUUUGUUCCUGCCACUUUUCUCUACUUGAGACCCUCUUCUACUUAUGCUGAAGAUAAACUUCUGUCUGUGUUCUAUACAGUGCUUACUCCAAUGUUGAACCCAGUCAUCUAUACCUUGAGAAAUACUGAAGUGAAGAAUGCUAUGAGGAGGUUGUGGGGAAAAAAAUGA